AUGCUGGACCCUUCAUCCAGCGAAGAGGAAUCGGAUGAGAUCUUGGAGGAGGAGAGCGGCAAGGAUGUGCUCGGCUCGGCCGCGUCCGGCGCGCGCCUGUCUCCCAGCCGCACCAGCGAAGGCUCGGGCGGCGGCGCCGGGCUGGGGGGCGGCGGCGGUGCCGGCGCCGGGGCCGGGGUGGGCGCCGGCGGCGGCGGGGGCAGCGGCGCGAGCAGCGGCGGCGGGGCCGGGGGGCUGCAGCCGAGCAGCCGCGCCGGUGGCGGCCGGCCCUCCAGCCCCAGCCCGUCGGUCGUGAGCGAGAAGGAGAAGGAGGAGUUGGAACGGCUGCAGAAAGAGGAGGAGGAGAGGAAGAAGAGGCUGCAGCUCUAUGUGUUCGUGAUGCGCUGCAUCGCCUACCCCUUCAACGCCAAGCAGCCCACCGACAUGGCUCGCCGGCAGCAGAAGAUCAGCAAACAGCAGCUGCAGACAGUCAAGGACCGGUUUCAGGCUUUUCUCAAUGGGGAAACCCAGAUCGUGGCUGACGAAGCCUUUAUGAAUGCUGUCCAGAGUUACUACGAGGUGUUCCUGAAGAGCGACCGCGUGGCCCGCAUGGUGCAGAGUGGAGGCUGCUCCGCCAACGACUCGCGGGAGGUCUUCAAGAAGCACAUCGAGAAGAGGGUGCGCAGCCUGCCCGAGAUCGACGGCCUCAGCAAGGAGACCGUGCUGAGCUCCUGGAUGGCCAAGUUUGAUGCCAUUUACCGCGGGGAAGAGGACCCCAGGAAGCAGCAGGCCCGGAUGACGGCCAGCGCAGCUUCCGAGCUCAUUCUGAGCAAAGAGCAACUCUACGAGAUGUUCCAGAACAUUCUUGGGAUCAAGAAGUUCGAACAUCAGCUCCUGUACAAUGCCUGUCAGCUGGACAAUCCAGAUGAGCAAGCAGCCCAGAUCAGACGAGAGCUGGAUGGACGUCUCCAAAUGGCAGACCAAAUAGCCAGGGAACGCAAAUUUCCCAAGUUUGUAUCCAAAGAAAUGGAAAACAUGUACAUUGAAGAGCUGAAGUCAUCCGUCAACCUGCUCAUGGCUAAUUUGGAGAGCAUGCCAGUUUCCAAAGGCGGCGAGUUCAAGCUUCAGAAACUCAAACGCAGCCACAACGCUUCCAUCAUCGACAUGGGUGAGGAGAGUGAGAACCAGCUCUCCAAGUCAGACGUCGUGUUAUCUUUCUCCCUGGAGGUGGUCAUCAUGGAAGUCCAAGGCCUCAAAUCCUUAGCUCCAAAUCGCAUUGUAUAUUGCACGAUGGAGGUGGAAGGAGGAGAGAAACUACAGACCGACCAGGCCGAGGCUUCAAAACCAACCUGGGGCACCCAGGGUGACUUCUCUACGACCCACGCACUGCCCGCUGUGAAGGUGAAGCUGUUCACAGAGAGCACAGGAGUCCUGGCCUUGGAGGACAAGGAGCUGGGACGGGUUAUUCUCCAUCCCACCCCCAACAGCCCCAAACAGUCAGAGUGGCACAAAAUGACUGUCUCCAAAAACUGCCCCGAUCAAGACCUCAAAAUCAAACUUGCUGUCCGAAUGGAUAAGCCUCAAAACAUGAAGCAUUCUGGGUAUUUAUGGGCCAUCGGUAAGAAUGUCUGGAAGAGAUGGAAGAAAAGAUUUUUUGUCUUAGUGCAGGUGAGUCAGUACACGUUUGCCAUGUGCAGUUACCGGGAGAAAAAAGCGGAGCCUCAGGAACUUCUCCAACUGGAUGGCUACACUGUGGAUUACACGGACCCCCAGCCAGGUUUGGAGGGUGGCCGAGCCUUCUUCAAUGCAGUCAAAGAAGGAGACACCGUGAUAUUUGCAAGUGAUGAUGAGCAAGAUCGCAUUCUCUGGGUCCAAGCCAUGUACCGGGCUACCGGGCAGUCACACAAGCCUGUGCCCCCAACCCAAGUCCAGAAACUCAACGCCAAGGGAGGGAACGUGCCUCAGCUGGACGCCCCCAUCUCCCAAUUUUACGCAGAUAGAGCUCAAAAACAUGGCAUGGAUGAAUUUAUCUCUUCCAACCCCUGUAACUUUGACCACGCUUCCCUCUUUGAGAUGGUGCAACGUCUUACUUUGGAUCACAGACUUAAUGAUUCCUAUUCUUGCCUGGGCUGGUUCAGUCCUGGCCAGGUGUUUGUACUAGACGAGUAUUGCGCCCGAAAUGGAGUCCGAGGGUGUCACCGACAUCUCUGUUACCUCAGAGAUUUGCUUGAACGGGCAGAAAAUGGCGCCAUGAUUGACCCCACACUCCUUCACUAUAGCUUUGCCUUCUGUGCAUCCCACGUCCACGGGAACAGGCCUGAUGGAAUUGGAACUGUGACUGUUGAAGAAAAGGAACGUUUUGAAGAAAUCAAAGAGAGACUCCGAGUUCUGUUGGAAAAUCAGAUUACACAUUUUAGGUAUUGCUUUCCAUUUGGUCGACCUGAAGGUGCUUUGAAAGCUACCCUCUCACUCUUGGAAAGGGUCUUGAUGAAAGAUAUUGUUACCCCAGUACCACAAGAGGAGGUAAAAACAGUCAUCCGUAAAUGUCUAGAGCAGGCUGCUUUAGUCAACUAUUCUCGGCUGUCAGAGUAUGCCAAAAUCGAAGAGAAUCAAAAGGACGCAGAAAAUGUAGGCCGGUUAAUCACUCCUGCCAAAAAGCUGGAAGACACAAUACGUCUUGCUGAACUAGUCAUUGAAGUUCUUCAGCAAAACGAGGAACACCAUGCAGAGCCACAUGUUGAUAAAGGAGAAGCCUUUGCGUGGUGGUCAGACUUGAUGGUGGAACACGCCGAGACGUUCCUGUCACUCUUUGCAGUGGACAUGGAUGCAGCGCUAGAGGUGCAGCCCCCGGACACAUGGGACAGUUUUCCACUGUUUCAGCUGCUGAAUGAUUUUCUCCGGACCGAUUAUAAUUUGUGCAAUGGAAAAUUUCACAAACACCUGCAAGACCUGUUUGCCCCACUUGUGGUUAGAUAUGUGGAUUUGAUGGAGUCCUCAAUUGCACAAUCCAUUCACAGGGGCUUUGAGCGGGAGUCAUGGGAACCAGUCAAGAGUUUAACCAGUAAUCUACCCAAUGUGAACCUACCCAAUGUGAACCUUCCCAAAGUACCAAAUCUACCAGUUAACAUCCCUCUAGGCAUCCCACAAAUGCCUACUUUUUCGGCACCGUCAUGGAUGGCUGCUAUAUAUGAUGCUGAUAACGGAUCAGGCACUUCCGAAGAUCUGUUCUGGAAACUUGAUGCCCUUCAGACCUUCAUUCGGGACUUGCACUGGCCUGAAGAAGAGUUUGGAAAGCACCUGGAACAACGGCUAAAGCUGAUGGCAAGUGACAUGAUUGAAUCUUGUGUCAAAAGAACCAGGAUUGCAUUUGAAGUUAAGCUGCAAAAAACCAGUCGAUCAACAGAUUUUCGAGUCCCACAGUCAAUAUGCACCAUGUUUAAUGUUAUGGUUGAUGCCAAAGCUCAAUCAACAAAACUUUGCAGCAUGGAAAUGGGCCAAGAGCAUCAAUACCAUUCAAAAAUAGAUGAACUAAUUGAAGAAACUGUUAAAGAAAUGAUAACACUCUUGGUUGCAAAGUUUGUUACAAUCCUGGAAGGAGUGCUGGCAAAAUUAUCCAGAUAUGACGAGGGGACGUUGUUUUCUUCUUUUUUGUCAUUUACCGUGAAGGCAGCUUCCAAAUAUGUGGAUGUACCUAAACCCGGGAUGGACGUGGCCGAUGCCUACGUGACUUUCGUCCGUCACUCUCAGGAUGUCCUUCGUGAUAAGGUCAAUGAGGAGAUGUAUAUAGAAAGGUUAUUUGAUCAAUGGUACAGCAGCUCCAUGAACGUGAUCUGUACCUGGCUGACGGACCGGAUGGACUUACAGCUUCACAUUUAUCAGUUGAAAACACUAAUUAGGAUGGUAAAGAAAACCUAUAGAGAUUUCCGACUGCAAGGAGUCCUGGACUCAACCUUAAACAGCAAGACCUACGAAACCAUCCGGAACCGUCUCACUGUGGAGGAGGCCACAGCGUCCGUGAGCGAGGGCGGGGGUCUGCAGGGAAUCAGCAUGAAGGACAGCGACGAGGAAGACGAAGAGGACGAUUAG
Molecule: messenger RNA, 4065 nt
Organism: Eubalaena glacialis (North Atlantic right whale)
Lineage: Eukaryota; Metazoa; Chordata; Mammalia; Artiodactyla; Balaenidae
Gene: CADPS
Product: calcium dependent secretion activator
Exons: 30
Coding region: 1-4065 (1354 amino acids)
Biological process (GO): synaptic vesicle exocytosis; positive regulation of exocytosis; dense core granule exocytosis
Cellular component (GO): glutamatergic synapse
Source: RefSeq, a predicted model, not a curated record